Messenger RNA from Metopolophium dirhodum (rose-grain aphid), 1786 nucleotides. RefSeq lists its product as uncharacterized. Bases 494 to 1327 code for a protein of 277 amino acids. The record is from RefSeq and is a predicted model, not a curated record. Lineage: Eukaryota; Metazoa; Arthropoda; Insecta; Hemiptera; Aphididae. The transcript is spliced from 4 exons.
GUCAUAAACAAUCAACCGAAGUUCCGAACGUUAAAAUGUGUUGUCGUUUAUUUGUCACGUAAUCGAGUCGCGCGCUCACGCCGUCGAAUCUAUAAUCUAUAGAUUAUAAUCUUUUAUCUUUGAUUCUGAGACGCCGCCGUCACUUAUCAGCCUAUUUUUCGGCCUAUUAUAAUAUUAUAAUAUCAGUCGCGGACUAAGAUAUAAUAUAUAUAAUUAUAUCUUAGUCCGUGAUAUAAGCUUCUUCGAAAUUGUACGGACGGACGCGGUACGAUACGACGUAUUGAUAUUACCUAUCAUUAUUUUAUUUCAUGUUACGAUGUAUUUUUAAUUUUGAGUAAUGUCGUUAUUUUGUUAUUACUUGUUGAUGGGAAGAACCGCAACAGUUAUCUUUAGUCAAAAUAUAUAACUAUAGUUGCCGGUUGGCCACGGUCGAACGAUCACCACGUAACUACGUGUUUAAUAUACCUAUAAAGAAUAUACAAAAGCAUUCACUAUGGCAAAUCCGAUAGUAUCAAAAAACAUUGCUGAUGACGUUAUAGAGGCACCUGGUGGUAAGAGGAAAAUGUCAUCAGAACAGAUUAACGUCAUAAAAAAGCCUAAAGAGAGCAAAAAGCUACCGAACAAACUGUGCCAGUGUCCCCAAAAAUGUUCAGUACGUAUACCGCAGCAAUCUAAGGAUGAGCUGUUAAAAAUGUUUGUAGAAAUGAACAGCGAAGAAGUGCAAAAUACAUUUUUACUGAAGAUUAUUAAGGCUCAACCUGUUGCCAAUCGAUUGUUUAGUAAUGAGAUAUCUAAUGGUAAACUAUUAAGAAGGAUUCAUUGCAAGUACAGAAUACCUUAUAUUGUAUCAGAUGAUUUGAUAUCAAAUAUAAAUAGCGACUCUGACGAAGUUGAAGAAUCAGACUUUGAUGAAACAUCUUCAGGGGCAUCUUUGGAUUCCAAAGACGAGAAUGACAAGUCUUUAGAAGGUGAUUCAAUGGAAGUAUCAAGAAAGUUAUUAAAUCAUUUCAACUGUGUGGAUGUUUGUCAAAAAGCAUUUAUCAAUCUGUUUGGUUUAUCAGAUAAACGUUUAAAAACUGUUAGAGAGUUAUUGAUAGCUAAAGCUCGUCGAAAAUACAUGAAACGUAUGAUGGAAAAAGAAGAAAACCAAAUAGAAGUAUCUUUAGCUAAGGGUCUGGCAGAGAGUUGUUUGCCGUUGAUAGGACUUUUUAACACCGAAGACAGAAAAAUAGUAUCUGAUCAGUUGUUGACUGCUAUCAACAAUGAUAUCAAUUUAGUAAAUAACUUCUUUUACAAUCAACUAUGGAAACCAGAGUACUUGCAAUAACCAUAUUUAGACCACCUGAAUGAAUAUAAAUUAUUUUAAUACAUAUUUUGAUGAUUUUUAAAUGUAAUUUAUUGAAUUAGUAUCUUGCUUAAAUCAAUUUCAUGUGCUAUUUAAUUACAAAUCCAAUUUCAUAUUGUUCUGAAUUCCUGGGAUUUUGCUUAUUGUAGAUUUUUAUAAUAUUGUACUAGUUAUUUAAUGUAAUUUACGACUGGGGUUGUUAAAAUAUUGUAACCAGGAUUAAUAAAAGAAGAGUGUUUUAACACCCAAUACACCCCCAAGGCUAUAUGUGCCUGGUUUAACUAUUAUUUGUUUUUAAUUACUUAUUUUGGCCUGAUAAUAUAUUUUUAAUGUUAAUUAAAUAUAUUUAAUUAAUUAUAUCACUACAAUGUAUAUUUUAUUUAUUUGUUUAUUUGACACCAAAAUUAUAAUAAGAUUACAAAUAAAAUAUGUAUAAUUACA